GGAGGAACUGGUCUACCUCGGCCCCUCUGAUCUGCAUCCACCAAUGGCGAUGGGGAGGAGGACGACUUGGCACCACCCCCCUUCCUUGAGAACAGGUCGCCAUGGACGCCUCUGCUCCAUUUAUAAGGAGCUCAGGUGUGAGGUGUGUGACAGUGGCAGCCAGCGUCGAUCAAGAUCGAGCUUGUGGGGUGCGGCAAUGGAGGUCCCGGAGUUGGCGAAGCUGGCGUUCUCGAGGGUGCAGAGGGUGGAGCCGGAGAACGUGGGCAAGAUCAUGGGCGUCAUGCUGCUGCGGGAACCCGACGAGGACGAGAUGGUGCAGCUCGCGUACGGCACCGACGCCGCGCUCCUAGCCAGGAUCGACGACGCCAAGGCCGCGCUCGCCGUCAUCUACGCGCGCUGCUCCGCCGUGCAUGGACCUGGCGGCGGCGGCGGCGGCGGUGGAGGAGGAGGAUACCACCAGCACCAGCAGCAGCUCUGCUCCCGGCCGGCGCCGGCGGUCCAUUGCGGCGUCCGCCACUACUCCGCCCCGGCGGUGGCGGCCUUUGGCUUCCACGUCCAGCCGCAGCACUGGCCGGACAGCUCGCCGCCGCCGGCGAAGGCGCAGCAGCAGCAGGACGCCGCGCAUCCCGGGCUCAUCAGCGCCGCCGCGGAGGGCCCCUACGUGCUCGACGACAGCUUCGGCGGGUCGUACUACUACCCGGCCGGCGGCGAGGACGUCGCCUUCCACAGCAGCACCGGCAGCGGCGCCGGCGGCGGGGGGGUGUCGCUGGCGAGGGCGCGGCGAUCGGCGGCCGGGCUGCCGUCCAGGCGGCCGUGCCACUACUUCUCGAAAGGCAUGUGCAAGAACGGGCAGAGCUGCCAGUACUCGCACCACCAGGCGGCGUACCAGGACCACGCCGGCGGCGACGUCGCGUGCGGGACGCCGGGUUCGCUGGAGACGCUGGAGCUGGAGAUCGCGGAGCUGCUGAACUCGCGGCGCGGGCAGCCGGUGUCCAUCGCGUCGCUGCCGACGCUGUACGGCGAGAAGUACGGCAAGGGGCUCCAGGCGGACGGGUACCUGACGGAGAGCCAGCGCCAUGGCAAGGCCGGCUUCAGCCUCACCAGGCUGCUCUCCCGCCUCAACAAGAUACGGGUCAUCGAAAGGCCGCAUGGGCAGCAUUCGGUGGUUCUCGCCGAGGACGCCGGCAAGUACAUGGACUUUAGAGGAGGCGGCGGCGGCGGCGACACAGGCUCAGUUCCGGCCAGCGCCCACCAGAUAUACCUCACCUUCCCGGCUGAAAGCACCUUCACCGAGGACGAUGUCGCCAACUAUUUCGGGCAGUACGGGGCAGUGCGCGACGUGAGGAUCCCGUGCCAGGAGCGGCGGAUGUUCGGGUUCGUGAGCUUCCACAGCCCAGAGACGGUGAGCACCAUCCUGAUGCGGCGCAACCCGCACUUCAUCUGCGGCUCGCGGGUCCUCGUCAAGCCCUACCGGGAGAAAUCCAAAUGCGUCGACAACCUCAAAUCCAUGCCUCCUCCCUACUCUCCCUCACGGUUCUUCGACUUUGAUCAAGACCUCUAUACAGCAGAGUUUGAUGCUUCGAGGUUGAUGAGGAAGCAGUUGGCGGAGAAGCACGAGAGGAUGUUGGAGAUGGAGAGGCGGCACGCGGCGGUUCGUAGGCUUGAAUCCUUGACGCCACAGUUUGCCUACUUCGACUGCAGCAUCGACGACCAUUCCUUCCCUGAAGAAUCGAAACAGCUCGACAUUAUGAACACGCCAUUUGCGUCCACUGAUCCACUGGAGAUCGUUUCAGCCGACCAAUCUCCUCCCACACAGCCAGAGAACAGCUAUGGUGACCAUGAGAGUAGCCAGGUCGAACUCCUGCCUGAGAGUCCAUUCGCCUCAUCAGCUCCUGCAGGAAACAUCAUAUCUGCAAUCAUUUAGGAGGAGCAAAGUACAGAGACUUUUGGGCCUUUUUUGGUUAGAAAUUCAGGUGCCCCUUUCAGGAAUUUGGUGCAUGUUUGGUCCAAGAGUACCAUAAUUAUACACACACAGGAGACAGCAAAGCAACAAUAUUUGUUCAUUGUAGUUAGCACAUGGAAGGUGGAAGUAGAGCAAUUUUAAGCUCGUUGAGAAUAUAACGAGAGAUACCAAAAUUUUAGGGUAAAAUUUGGUAUCUUCUCGUACCUACGGUACCAAGAGGACAGAAACGACAGCUAGCAAUAGUCCUGCCUUGCAAAGGUAAGGACAGUUACAAUGGUGGUAAACUUUCUGGGUGGUUUCAUAUUAGUGUGUAGUUUGACUAUAAUUAAGGAAUAGGGAAUAAUGUGGUGUGCUAAUUAUAUAUAUAGUCCUAGAAUAAGAGAUAUGAUAUUAUUUACAUAUUUAGUCUACUGGCCUUUACGUUCACAAGGGAGGCAGAACCUUUGCUGAUACUCAUAUUGACAAGAUCAGCAAAGAGGCCCAUUUGUACUUCCCAUCAGUAAUGGAGAAAACUGCCUUUGAUGUUUAAUUAUUUCUGAUCUCUAUAACAAAUACACAAAAAGUUGUCCCAGAAAUUCUGUUUUCUGGAAUUCUAAUCA
Oryza brachyantha (malo sina) is the source of this 2562-nucleotide messenger RNA. RefSeq names its product zinc finger CCCH domain-containing protein 54-like. NCBI's taxonomy places the organism in Eukaryota, Viridiplantae, Streptophyta, Magnoliopsida, Poales, Poaceae. The transcript has 6 exons. The record is from RefSeq and is a predicted model, not a curated record. Bases 44 to 1924 code for a protein of 626 amino acids. Gene Ontology annotation, molecular function: RNA binding; metal ion binding.